Mesorhabditis spiculigera is the source of this 2238-nucleotide messenger RNA. The record is from the annotation of a GenBank genome assembly. Lineage: Eukaryota; Metazoa; Nematoda; Chromadorea; Rhabditida; Rhabditidae.
AUGGCCGGCUACGAGGACGAGCGUGAUCGUCUACGGGAACAUCUCGGAAUCGCGUGGCUGCCGCACGGGUUGGAUAAAACUGCCGUCAGCGACAAGACGAUCCGCCGGUCGACGGACUUGAAUUGUGACUUUAGCAGCCCGAAGGAGUGCCGUUGGAAAAACAUGGAGGCGAGGCACGAGAUGGAUUCGCUGGAUUUUCAUCUUUUUGAAAAGGUGGACUGGACGGAAUUCCCAGCUCUCCAAGUCAGACCCGGUCCCAGCAAAGUGGCCCAGGGCGAUAAGAUGAUCUUCACUGGCGAUAGGAAAAGAGAAGAACAAUCUGCCAUCUACUACAGCUCUCCCAUCGGCUGCCAGAAUGCCACCGGGAAUUUGACGUUUACCUUCUGGGUGUACAAUGAUGCCCGGGUGGAGGUGCUGCUCCUCGAGGAUCGGCCGGGCGGCAAGCUGAAAGAGCUGGCCGAGAAGCCGUAUGUUGAUUGCGGCACGAUCAGUCUAAACACCGAGUGCCACGCCGACAUCCCAGCCAGACAGACGCCCUUCCGGUUGGCCAUCCGGGCGUAUGAUAUUGCCAAUAAGGAAGGCUCCUUCGUGAUGGUCGACCAAAUCAUGUAUUCGGCACCGUUGUGCAAUGUUGGAGUUGAUCUCGGCGACAACUUCUCGACAAAGCCGCUGAUAACGGCAGCUAUGGGCAAGGACAUCUCCCUGGCGAGCCAACUUGACUGCGCCGAUUACGACGAGAAAUGCCGGUGGAGGAGUGGCGGCCAGUCGGACAAGAUGUGGCGUCGGUCAACCUCGCCUCUACCUCGAGAAUUCCUUUACAAUACUACUGGCAGUUAUAUGGGUCCAUCGGGAGCCUAUGCCGUCCUUUACAUCGAUCAGGGCUCCAAGAGACCCCUCGACGUCCUAAAAGCCGACCCAAUCCCUUGCCAAAGCCAGACCGAGAACAAGCUAUCAUUCAGAUGGUGGGCAACCCGGGACGUCCGUCUCGAGGUGUGUGCCGUAGGGCCACCGGGUACCCCCGAGGAAUGCCGUUCUUUGCCCGCCGAAACGAGCCCCGCACCGGCCGAAGUAUCGUUCCGGACCGCGUCCACGCAGUUUACGAUUCAAAUCCGUGUGGCGAGCUUCAGCCCAGAUUUCGACAGCGUCGUCAUCAUUGACGAUUUGACGUACAGGGCGACGCUAUGUACGGACCCGUUGUCGGUGUUUGACCUCGGUGAACACUUUGUCUCCACUCCAAUGCUGUCUCUACUUCUCCAUCGCCACGUCAAUUCUGGGAAGGAAUUGUCCUGCGACUUCUCGAAGCGAGCAGCCGAUUGUGUCUGGGGAUCGACUGAAUAUAAUAAUGUUGAGGACAGUGAACUUGUUCCCGACGUCUGGCAGGUGGGCCAUGGUCCGCUAAAUGAGGAGAAGCUCUACUCGUUGAGUGGCCAGACUCGGACACCAGACGGCGAGUUCGCGGUGGCCAAGUUCGAGACGGGCGGCUCGUCGCUGUUGCUCUCGGAGGUGAUCCGCUGCGUGCUGGACGACGUCUCGAUCUCGUUCAACAUGUGGGCCACGGGGACGGCGUCGUUGCAGGUGUGUCUGGUGGAAGAAUCGUCGCCAUCGCUGCUCGAUUGCCAGCCGGCCGCCUCGGGACCGGUGGUCGUCGACUUGCCGCCCAUCAAGAAGCCGUUCAGAAUAGCUCUUCGCGCCGACGCCGAAGACCAGGGCCUCCUAAUCGUCGACGACAUUGACGUCCAGGGCUCCGUCUGCCCGGCCUUCGCACGCCAGUUCGCCUCCAAACAUUUCAGCCCGGCCGUGGAGCACCCGGACCCGAACGUGUGCCGCCUGUUGUCCUGCGACUUCUCCCAUGGCCACGCAUGUCUCUACACGCACAAUACCGUACCCGGAUCGGCUCCGUUCAGGGUAACCAAUGCCGGUGCUCGAGCCACGAUCUCAAAAGGGCGCCCAGUAGCCGUCCUCGAAUCGGUCCCAUUCCGCCUGAAUACCAUUGGACGGUUGCACUUUACGUAUGCCACUACGGGCGAUGCUUCGCUGUAUGUGUGCAAUGAUAGUGUCAAAAAGGAGCUGGAGAGUUGCUUCAAGGUGGAAGGCUCUGACGGUGAAGAUUACAUCGAACUGCUGCCGAGUGAUACAAAGGUGUACUUGAUCGGCCGCCUCUCCGAGCAUUCACUCGACUUGGGCUCGUUGCGGAUCAUGAACUUGACGCUGACCGAUACCAUCGACGAACCGGCAUGC